Molecule: messenger RNA, 591 nt
Organism: Anopheles aquasalis
Lineage: Eukaryota; Metazoa; Arthropoda; Insecta; Diptera; Culicidae
Gene: baf
Product: barrier to autointegration factor
Biological process (GO): chromosome organization
Cellular component (GO): condensed chromosome; nucleus
Molecular function (GO): DNA binding
Source: RefSeq, a predicted model, not a curated record
CAAAGCGGAACGCAUAAACAAAUCUUUUUCUGUGGCGUCCAGCGUUGUCCGACCUGUUUUCUGUUGAAAAAUAAGCAUUUUCUUUGGCUCCAGCAUCACACUCAACCCGCGGCACGAUGUCGAGCACAUCCCAGAAACAUAGGAACUUUGUGGCGGAACCGAUGGGCGAGAAACCGGUCACGGAGCUCGCGGGCGUUGGCGAUGUGCUCGGGAAGCGGCUGGAGGCGGCCGGGUUCGACCGCGCGUACACCGUUCUCGGCCAGUACCUCAUCCUAAAGAAGGACGCGGAACUGUUCAAGGAGUGGAUGAAGGAUACGUGCGCGGCAAACUCGAAGCAAGCGGCCGACUGCUACCAAUGCCUGAGCGAUUGGUGCGAGGAGUUCCUGUAAACCGUACGCGCAAUCACCUUGCUUCCCGCCUGCGACAGGCGCCCUCCCUUUUUGACUAGCGAUUAAGCUAUAUGUAAAAAGAUGCAAUGCGCGUUCCUCUUCCUGUCCCGCCCGAGAGGAGAGCGCUGCCUACCACUAACGCGGUUGUUAGAAGACGAGAGAUAUUUUAUUAUUUCAUAAAUAAAUAUUAACGACAACGACA